Paramacrobiotus metropolitanus is the source of this 882-nucleotide messenger RNA. Its product is annotated as heat shock cognate 71 kDa protein-like. NCBI's taxonomy places the organism in Eukaryota, Metazoa, Tardigrada, Eutardigrada, Parachela, Macrobiotidae. Gene Ontology annotation, cellular component: cytoplasm. The record is from RefSeq and is a predicted model, not a curated record. The transcript has 5 exons. Gene Ontology annotation, biological process: cellular response to unfolded protein; protein refolding. Gene Ontology annotation, molecular function: ATP-dependent protein folding chaperone; ATP binding; ATP hydrolysis activity. The coding region runs from base 1 to 882 and encodes 293 amino acids.
AUGCCGCGCGCUCCGGUUGUUGGCAUCGCAUUAGGAUCCGCGCACUUAUGUGUGGCCGAACACCAGGAUCAAGAAAACGGGAAAACAGUCUUUGGUGUCAUGCGGUUGCUCGGGCGCAACUGGGAUGAUCCUGAAUUGCAGAGCGCCAUAAGGUACUGGCCCUUCCACCUACCCAAUGACGAUAACGACCCCAAAGUCAGUGUGACCCACAACGGAAGGACCGAGGAACUCUUUCCCGAAGAGAUUAUCGCGACCAAAGACGAGCGCAACGUAGUCGUCUUCAGUCUAGGCGCCGGCGCUUGUAGUGUUCCUGUUAUUACCAUUGAAUUCGACAUUGUUGAAGUUAAGUCCAGCGCUGGAGACAAUCACCUGGGCGGCUUUGAGAUAGAUAAUGAUUCCCUUCAAGACAAUAACGGCUUCUUCAGUAGCAUUUCCCGUGUGCGCCUUGAGGAGCUGAAUGCUGACUUGUUCCAGAAAGCGUUAAAUCUUGUUGAGAGAGCGUUAAAAGACGCUAAAAUGGAUCGGAGUGAAGUCCAUGACAUUGUCCUAGUUGGUGGCUCAACUCGUAUACCAAAAAUCCAAGAACUGCUUCAGGAGUUUUUUCAUGGGAAACCUCUGAACCACUCUCUCAACCCGGAAGAGGCCCCUGCAUACGGCGCAGGGAUUUUAUCCGCUAUCUUGUGUGGAAAGAAAACACCAGCUUGUUUGCAAGACAUCUUGUUAAGGGACACGGUACCGUUUUCCCUCGGCAUCGAAACGAACAGCGGAGAGGUGGAAACCAUCAUCCGGAAACACACAACUAUCCCCACCAAGAUGACCCCCCCCCCGCAGCAAGUUGCCCUGCAAUGCGGGGAUGACGGCACUAAGGGUUUACGAGGGUGA